This is a messenger RNA of Melanotaenia boesemani (Boeseman's rainbowfish), 6194 nucleotides long. RefSeq names its product interferon-induced very large GTPase 1-like. Gene Ontology annotation, molecular function: GTP binding. Lineage: Eukaryota; Metazoa; Chordata; Actinopteri; Atheriniformes; Melanotaeniidae. Bases 251 to 5275 code for a protein of 1674 amino acids. The transcript has 5 exons. The record is from RefSeq and is a predicted model, not a curated record.
UCACAUCAUAGCGAAAACAAAAGUGAAAGUGUUGUAAGGCAGCAGUUGCCUCUAAAAGGAGGGGUCUGAAAAUCCCCACUUCACACAGUUUGCAGUGUUUAUAGAGAACAACUUACCCUCAAACAGAGGAGCCAGAAAGAAGAAAAGCUUUCAUAAAUAGACCACGUUUUACUAUGGGAACAUCUUCUGCUAAGGAAGAAGCUACUUAAAUAAUCUGCUUCGGUUUGGCCUGUAAAGUCUUUUAUCCACAAUGGAGGGAAUGAAUGAUGAAGAGAUGUUUUAUGACCUUUACUGUGAAGAAGAGGAGGAUCUUCAAUCAUCAGCUUGUUCUGCCUGCAAAGAUGACAGUCAGCGGACGGAAGAAGCUCCUUGCUCUCAUGUGAAGACAACAGCGUACACUAUCAGGAGCGAGUUAAUGUCUCAGCAUUUGGACACUCCUGCUGGUGAAGUUGAGAGCUACAUGGUGAUCAACUGCAAGGAGAAAGAAACUGUGCCAACAGCAACUGAUGUAAGCAGCCCAACACACAGACCAGAGGAAGAAAUUAACCCUCAGGUUCCUGAAGAAAUGCAGGAUGAGACGUUUGCUGAACCUCCACACACAGAAACAGACCUGGAGAGACUUCUGAAGGAUCUGGGGUUGGAGCAGUACUACAGAGAGAAGUUGUCACUCAGCAAGAUACUGGAGAUUGAUGAGAAGACCAUCAACGAUGAACCUGUAAAGUGCAACUCAAACAUUACCUGGUAUUUUCUAAAGAAACUGAUGAUGGUUAACGUGACAGCUAGGAAUGCAAAAUGCACAUCCGUAGGUGAGCCAAACUGCAGUGAUAUAUCAGAGACUAUGGAAUUAAACUUUGAUGAACUGCUUGGCAGUUUAAAUACAGAUGACAGGCUAAACCCUCUUGACAUAAUCACUGCUCUCUUUCUGUGUUCUGAUGGUUUUGUACAACAAGAAAUGACACUAAAAAUGUCAAUGUGUCAGUUCUCUGUACCUCUGCUGCUUCCCAACUGUGAACCAACACAGUGUACCCUCAUGCUGUGGGCCAUGAGAGACAUUGUGAAAAAGUACAGACCUCAACAUCUUUUAAAAUCCAAAGGCUUCAUUGAAGAAAGAAUUGUUCAUUCUCAACUUCCAAUGGUCUCUUUUGUGAGACUGGGUGAAUGCUCCUUGUCCAAGUCAGAGAUCCUCAACAAGCUUCUGAGCAGUUCUCAACAGUGCCAUGACACCUUUGUUCACCACAACAUGGAGUGUGGAGACAGUCCAAGAAAAAUAUCCAAUGGAUUGACUGAAAUUACCUGGUACCUUCCUUGUGGAAACCAGAACAUGGACAUUUUUGUUGAGCCAGUUGCUAUAGCUAACCUUCAUGGUGACAUUGCUUCAUUUGAAACACAAUUCUCCUUUCUAUGUCAAACCUCUGCAGCAGUGUUUGUAUUCUUUGAUAAUUUGGACUCUGGAUGUGAGCUGCUAAUGAACGAAAACCACAAAGCACAGAUCUUCUUGGUAGGAAACCAUCAGAACAAGAACUUCAGUUUUAGCACAUUGAAGGAGGUAGCAACCAAGUUAAGAUUGACCAACAACAACAUCAUAAUAAAGACAAAACAGAAAAAUGACGCAGACUUUGUCAAAUGUUUGAGAGAAUCAGUCAGUAAUGUCGUUGGGAACUCAGUGAGGAAGAUGUCAGUAGAGCAGAUGGCUGACGUGGCUCAUGAACUGGGAAUAUUGGUUGAUGAAGACUCUCCAGAGUGUCAGGCUGGAAAGCAAAAAGCAGAUGCCAUCACUGAAGUCAUUCAAGACAUCCUUAAAUACAAAGAAGAUCAGCUUCCCUUGCAAGGAGAAAUAUGGAAGGAACUGACGUUCUUGGAGAAGGAAGAAUUUCGACUUAGAAAGAUUGGGUCUGAAAACAUAGAGCAGUACAAGAGUGAUCUUCAGGUGAAGAAAGAACAACUGAGGAAAAAGCAGAACUCUUAUGACAUGUCAGCAGCUAUGACUUGUUUCAUUGGUGCCAUAUCCAGCUCAAGAACAGAGAGGUGUUAUUUCCUGAAAUGGAUGCGAAUGAACCUCGAUAACUUGUCUUGUAGAAAGCUGUCUGGACUCAGGGAGCUGUACAAAGAGAAGUGUAAAGGUUCUGAAAACAAAGAAGAGAUCAAAGAAAUUGACAGACAACUUUCCAACGGCUCACUGGGAACUGAACACUUCUUCCGUGAAAUGGGUCAGAUCUACGAAGCUUCGGUUUCCCUUCCAGAAACAGACCCUUACCGUAAACAGUUGCAGCAUCUGCCCAAACUCUGUGCACAGCUGUUACUUGAUGGAUUUCCUCUUGAGCUUGUAGAUGGAGAUGCUUCCAACAUACCUCUCAGAUGGGUGAGUGAUGUUCUCUCUCAGCUCAAUGACUUGGUGUCUCCAAAGAACAAGAUCAUGGUCGCCACAGUGCUUGGAGUUCAGAGCACAGGAAAGUCCACUCUCCUUAACACCAUGUUUGGAGUUCAGUUUGCAGUCAGCAGUGGUCGAUGCACUCGAGGUGCCUUCAUGCUGCUCAUCAAAGUCAAUGAAGACGUGAAAAAAGAUCUCAGCUGUGACUUCAUAGUGAUCAUCGACACUGAGGGCUUAAAGUCACCAGAGCUGGCACAGCUGGACAACAGCCAUGAACAUGACAAUGAGCUUGCAACACUUGUCGUGGGGCUGAGUGAUAUCACCAUUAUCAAUAUUGCAAUGGAGAAUUCAACAGAAAUGAAGGACAUCCUGCAGAUAGUGGUGCAUGCUUUCCUCAGGAUGAAGGAGGUGGGAAAAAAGCCCAAAUGUCAGUUUGUUCACCAGAACGUUUCUGAUGUUUCAGCUCAUGAGAAGAACCUGAGAGACAGGAAACUGCUCCUGCAACAGCUGAAUGAGAUGACCCAGGCAGCAGCUAAAAUGGAAAAGAAAGAGGAGAACAAGAGCUUCACUGAUGUGAUGAAGUACAAUCCAGACACUGGGAACUGCUACGUUCCUGGACUCUGGAAUGGAAACCCACCAAUGGCACCAGUCAAUGCAGGAUACAGUGAGGCUGUUUAUGAGCUCAAGAAAAACAUCCUCCAUCUACUGGGAGAGAGUGAAGCAUCUGCUUAUAAGAUCUUGGAGUUUAGAGAGUGGAUGAAGAGUCUGUGGAAUGCAGUAAAACAUGAAAACUUCAUCUUCAGUUUCAGAAACAGCCUUGUAGCUGAUGCAUACAUGAGACUCUGCACAGAGUUUAACAAAUGGGAGUGGGAGUUCAAGAAAGAAAUGUACACCUGGGUUACCAAAGCAGAGACGAGAAUCUCUAAUUUUGGUACAGUUGCUGCAAAAUCUGGACUAUCUGACAUGACACAACUCCUCACUCAGCUGAAAAGUGAAGCUGUGUCAGUGCUGUCUGAAUGGGAGACCAAGCUCCUGGACAAUCUGAAGGAAUACUUCAAGCAAACAGAGGGUCAUGUUUAUCUGGUUGAAAGAUACAGAGAGGAUUUUGCAAACAGUGCAAAGAGUCUUCGACGAGAAUUAGAAAACUCUGUAAUUAACCAGCUCACAGCAGCAGCUGAUAUCAGACGGGGAAUGAAAGAACUGGAUGAAAUCAAGAGGAAUCACACAACAGUAAUAGAGAAAGCAGUGUGUGAGCUGAUUGACGAAUGUCGAAAGAAAAAAGUUGAGAUGACAGAGACAGAGCUAGACAAGGAAUUUGAUAAGAUGUGGAGUGAAACUCUGAAUAAACUGUCUUUCUCUGAACAAAAGUCUAUAAAUGUCUUCAGCAGUGUGUCCCACUGUUUGUGGACUAAUCUGUCACACAAGGGAAGCCGUGCAUGUGAACUGCUGAGUGAAAAAAAACUGGAAGAUUGUGGAAUGACACCUUUCAAAUACACGCAGAAAUGGUACAACAAAUUAAAAAAGGAACCAUUGUGGAAAUUUUGGAGUGAAGAACCUGCAAAGGCUGUACAACAAAUGGCUGACAGCAUAAUAUCUACUUGCAAAGAACUUAUUGGUAAAAAAAUGGAUAGAAAAUCCAAUUUCCAUGAAACUUACAUCCAGGAGAUCCUUCAUAUCAUUGAUGAGCGGCUAAACAGUGCUAAUGUAAACAUAGAUAUUGACUUUGAGGUUUCUCUAAAGCAGCACAUCUGUGGAUUUGCUGCCAGAGAUUUUCAGAAAAUGCAUGACGAUUUCAUUGAAGAAAAUGAUCCCUACAGAUGUCUGAUGAGCAACAAGGAAAAGUUUCGUACAGAUUUCAAAGAUGUGUUCAGCAAACGAGACCAGUGUCAGAAGAAGGCUGCAGAAUUCACAGAACAAUGUCUGAAGCCUGCUGUUGAGAACUUCGUCAACCGUUCCCUUGGUCCUGAUAUCGUUGAUGAAAUGCUGAGACAGGAGCAGUUCAGCACACGAAUGUCCUUCCAGUAUUCACUUUUACUGGAUCUGCUUUCAAAGAAUGACUUCAGCAAGUAUCUGGACUACAUUCACUCAUAUGAGGAUUAUGUAAAGUCUUGGAUAUUUGAUCAAACCGUAGAGCAUUUUUCAAAUGGAGUUACAACACUCCAGUUCGAGGACCGACAUCUUCAGUCAAGCAUCAACAGCAUAAAAGAUGCCAUUAAAAAGACAGAAAUAAAAAAUGUUGGACACUUGAAGACAUUUGUUGAAGAAAUCUGCAAAGAACUUGGUGAUAAACUGGUUAUUUCCCAGGAUGCUCUUAAUGGUUUCUUGUUCCUGAACAACGUUGAUGUGGAGCCAUUUGCUCACUCGCUCACAGUGUGUUUAAAUGAGAUGGAAGACGCUCUUAAAGAAGAGUUUAAAGAAAAGGACCUUCGAAUGAAACUGGAAAAUCUCCAUUUGAAGCCUCAAAAUGUGCUUUUCACCAGAGUGAUUGGUUGUGGUAAACUGUGUCCGUUCUGUGCAGUUCCCUGUGAAGCUGGAGGAAAAGAGCACAGUGAACACUUUGCUUCACUGCAUCGGUCACAAGGUUUUGGUACAUGUCGGUGGGACAAAACAGGGAAACUUGCUACUGAAAUAUGUACUUCUCUUGUAGUUAGUGACUCAAGAUUUAACUGUGGGUAUUCUGGUGGAUUUCAUCCAUUUAAGACUUACAGGGAAAUAUUCCCAGACUGGAAAAUCACUCCAGAUGGGAGCUUUCAGGCAUCAGACUAUUGGAAAUAUGUGAUAGCAAAGUACAACAAUGAGUUUGCCAAAGAAUUUGAUGCAAAGCCUGCUGACAUUCCCGAAGCUUGGAAACAAAUCACAGAAAGUCAGGCAAAAGCCAGCCUGCAAGAGUCGUUCAACACCAAGUGAGACAACAAACAUUCCUCUUCUUGAGUUAGAGAUAAUUUCUCUUUAGUUUGGAUUCAAGUCAUUUUUCAUGAUACAAAAAGUAAAAUACUUAUAUUGAAUUAUUACUACUUUUAAGACAAUUAGAAGAUUCUCUCAGUACAUAUGGAUGUUUUAUCUCUAUGGUUUAGAUAAUACACUGUAAAAAGACAAAACAAAAAAAGUUAUUUUUAACACAAGAUAUAUAGUAAUCUGUUUUAGUACAGUUGUUUCUGUUCAAACUAUUUAUAUAAUUAUAUUAUCACUGAAAACCACAAUCAGUAAAAGCAACAAUAUGACUGCAGUUUUUUUGGUUAUUGUUUUAUUGUUUUCAAAGCAUCACCUUGAUUGUUGCUUUUCUUUCGAUGAAGGAGUUGAUGUGAAAUAUUUGUAUUAAUUGCUCCUGAUUGAUGAUCCAGUUAAAUAUUGUUAUUACUGUACAGAAUGUUUAUUAAAAUUUUGUUUGGUUUUAAGUAAUAACUUUCCUUGAAUUUAAAUACACACAUAUUCAACAUAUUGAAAGAUGUGAAUAGAUGAUUGAGAUCUGUUGAGAUUGUUAUUGCUAAUCUUGUUUGGAGAACGCUGAAGGUUCUUGUUGGUGUAUAAAUCUAACUUUUAUUGUUUGUCUAUGGCAGCGUGUCACCCUGCAAAACGUUUUGUUAGAAAAUAAAAUCUAAUCCAGCUUUACUGUGUGAGUAAGAAGCUUAAGUUGAGCUGAAUCUGUAAAUCAGACAAGAAUGAGACAACAGUGCUCUGCUGUGGUCUCCUCGGUCCUCAGACAUUUACACUGUUGUUCAUCAUUUACAACCUUUUUGGGAUGUGCUGAUUUCAUUCAUUUUAAGAUGUGGUCAUAUUUUCAUGUUGUAUUUGGAUGUUUCAUUUUUCCUUUUAUGUUUUCUGUGUU